Messenger RNA from Sesamum indicum (sesame), 2584 nucleotides. Its product is annotated as transmembrane 9 superfamily member 11. Gene Ontology annotation, biological process: protein localization to membrane. The record is from RefSeq and is a predicted model, not a curated record. Lineage: Eukaryota; Viridiplantae; Streptophyta; Magnoliopsida; Lamiales; Pedaliaceae. Gene Ontology annotation, cellular component: membrane.
AAAAAUAAAAAUGAGAAGGGAAAAUAGCACAUGAAAAUUCUUGCAAUAAAUUCGAUCACCGACGCGAAAAAUUGAUAUAAAUAUGAUCUCUCUCUCUUCUUCAUUGUCUUAUGCUUCUCUUCUCUCUGCUCUCCCUCUUCCUGAGCUCCAAUUUCCACAUCUAGACGUAUUUGCCACUGCUGCUGAUAUCCCUCUUUCAGAGGGGAAGGUCCGAUCUUGAUAAAAACUGAAAUCCCGCGAUAUAUAUUGGUUUUUUCUUGGCAUUAUCGUUGAUUUCCUGAUCUGGGCUAUCCAGAUCUGCCAAGAAAACAGAGAAGAUGGAAUCUUUUCGCAAUGUGAAGAUCUGGGCCAUGCUUAUUUUCAUGGCGUUUGUCCAACUAGGCCAGGGGUUUUAUCUCCCUGGUAGUUACCCUCACAAGUAUGGAAUCGGUGAUUACUUGAAUAUGAAGGUCAAUUCUUUGACUUCAAUUGACACUGAGAUUCCCUUUAGCUAUUAUAGUUUGCCAUUUUGCCAGCCGAAAGAGGGUAUUAAGGACAGUGCUGAAAAUCUUGGUGAGCUCCUUAUGGGUGAUAGGAUUGAGAAUUCUCCGUAUAGGUUUAAGAUGUAUACCAAUGAGUCCGAUAUUUUUCUAUGCCAAACUAAGCCUUUGUCGGCUGAUGAGUUUAAGCUAUUGAAAAAGAGGAUUGAUGAGAUGUACCAGGUGAAUGUGAUUCUAGAUAACCUGCCCGCGAUUCGGUAUACUAAGAAGGAUGGUUUUAUGUUGAGGUGGACUGGUUACCCGGUCGGUGUGAAGGUGCAGGAUGCCUAUUAUGUGUUCAAUCACCUUAAAUUCAUGGUUCUUGUUCAUAAGUAUGAGGAUAAUGUAGCUCGUGUUAUGGGUACUGGGGAUGCAGCUGAGGUGAUCCCUACAAUUGGAAAUGCGGGAUCCAAUGUGCCUGGAUACAUGGUUGUUGGAUUUGAGGUGGUGCCUUGUAGUUUCCAGCAUAAUGCUGACUUGUUGAAGAACUUGAAUAUGUAUGACAAGUAUCCAAAUCCAAUUAACUGCGAUCCAGGCAUGGUGGCCAUGGCUAUUAAGGAGAAUGAGCCGCUGGCUUUUACGUAUGAGGUGACAUUUGUGGAGAGCGACAUCAAGUGGCCAUCAAGGUGGGAUGCGUAUUUGAAGAUGGAGGGAUCAAAAGUGCAUUGGUUCUCAAUUCUCAACUCUCUCAUGGUGAUCACUUUCUUGGCCGGCAUUGUGCUGGUGAUCUUUUUGAGGACAGUUAGGCGGGAUCUUACUAGAUAUGAGGAGCUUGACAAGGAAGCUCAAGCCCAGAUGAAUGAGGAGUUGUCAGGAUGGAAACUUGUCGUCGGUGAUGUUUUCCGUGCACCUACUAAUCCAUCACUUCUGUGUGUGAUGGUUGGGGAUGGAGUACAGAUACUUGGAAUGGCAGUUGUGACGAUUUUGUUUGCUGCCCUCGGGUUUAUGUCCCCUGCAUCACGGGGGACACUCAUAACUGGUAUGCUGUUUUUCUACAUGAUUCUUGGAAUUGCAGCUGGUUAUGUUGCUGUUCGCUUGUGGAGGACUAUACUUGGUGGAGCUAAUAAGGGCUGGUUUUCAGUUGCAUGGAGAGUUGCUUGUUUCUUCCCCGGUAUUUCUUUCCUUAUCCUUACCACUUUGAACUUCUUGUUAUGGGGUAGUAAGAGCACAGGAGCUAUUCCAUUUUCAUUGUUUGUUGUACUUAUUUUGUUGUGGUUCUGUAUCUCCGUUCCCCUUACCCUGGUUGGUGGCUUCUUUGGUGCCAGAGCACCUCCUAUUGAAUAUCCUGUCCGAACCAAUCAAAUUCCCCGUGAAAUCCCAGCUCAGAAAUAUCCAUCUUGGCUUUUGGUUCUUGGGGCCGGUACCCUUCCUUUUGGGACACUUUUCAUUGAACUCUUCUUCAUAAUGUCCAGUAUCUGGAUGGGUCGUGUAUACUAUGUUUUCGGAUUCUUAUUAAUUGUUCUGAUCCUCUUGGUAGUGGUUUGUGCUGAGGUAUCCCUUGUUCUAACUUACAUGCAUCUCUGUGUCGAGGACUGGAGAUGGUGGUGGAAAUCCUUCUUCGCUUCUGGUUCUGUUGCCAUAUACAUCUUUCUUUACUCCGUCAAUUAUCUGAUAUUCGACCUUAAGAGUUUGAGUGGACCGGUAUCCGCCACCCUUUACCUUGGUUAUUCACUCUUCAUGGUUCUUGCAAUCAUGCUUGCAACGGGCACUGUUGGAUUCCUUUCCUCAUUUUGGUUCGUGCAUUACCUGUUUUCGUCCGUGAAGCUCGAUUAGAUCCAUCUUUUGGCUACUAGAGUUUCAUUACUGCUAUGAAGCUGCAGCUUUGGAGAUCUGUUCUUAUUUUUCUUGUUUUUUAUGCCAUUUUAUAGGGAAAUGUUGGAUAGAAACAAGAAUAACCGAAUGAAGUAUUUUGUUAGAUUCUUUGUUAGCUAAAAAUCUUUGGAUGCUAAACCAACUAGAAUUUGCAUAGAUGGCAGGACAUUUAUUCGAUACGACAAUGUUUUGAGACACAUUUCUUAUGCAUUCUUGGUUCUUGAUUUUUAUUUGAUGACGACGCAGUUGAUUCA